This is a messenger RNA of Tupaia belangeri chinensis (Chinese tree shrew), 2897 nucleotides long. RefSeq names its product integrin subunit beta 5 (gene ITGB5). The record is from RefSeq and is a predicted model, not a curated record. Gene Ontology annotation, molecular function: integrin binding. NCBI's taxonomy places the organism in Eukaryota, Metazoa, Chordata, Mammalia, Scandentia, Tupaiidae. Gene Ontology annotation, cellular component: integrin complex; cell surface; focal adhesion. Gene Ontology annotation, biological process: cell-matrix adhesion; cell migration; stress fiber assembly.
GUCUCAACAUAUGCACUAGUGGAAGUGCCACCUCAUGUGAAGAAUGUCUGCUAAUCCACCCAAAAUGUGCCUGGUGCUCCAAGGAGGACUUCGGCAGCCCAAGGGCAGUCACCUCCCGGUGUGACUUGAGAGCAAACCUCAUCCGGAAUGGUUGUGGGGGCGAGAUCGAGAGCCCGGCCAGCAGCACCCACGUCUUGCGGGACCUGCCCCUCAGCAGCAAGGGCUCCAGCUCAGCAGGCUCUGAUGUCAUUCAGAUGGCGCCACAGGAGAUCACCUUGGACCUCCGGCCCGGCGACAAGACUACCUUCCAGCUGCAGGUUCGCCAGGUAGAGGAUUACCCUGUGGACUUGUACUACCUGAUGGACCUCUCCCUGUCCAUGAAAGAUGACUUAGACAACAUCCGGAAUCUGGGGACCAAGCUCGCCGAGGAGAUGAGGAAGCUCACCAGCAACUUCCGACUGGGGUUCGGAUCUUUUGUUGACAAGGACAUCUCUCCUUUCUCCUACACGGCACCACGGUACCAGACCAAUCCAUGCAUUGGUUACAAGUUAUUUCCAAACUGUGUCCCCUCCUUUGGGUUCCGUCACCUGCUGCCUCUCACAGACAGAGUCGACAGCUUCAAUGAGGAAGUUCGGAAACAGAGGGUGUCCCGGAACCGCGAUGCCCCCGAGGGGGGUUUUGAUGCAGUGCUCCAGGCAGCUGUCUGCAAGGAGAAGAUUGGCUGGCGGAAGGAUGCGCUGCACUUGCUGGUGUUCACAACGGAUGACGUGCCCCACAUCGCACUGGAUGGAAAACUGGGGGGCCUGGUGCAGCCGCAUGAUGGCCAGUGCCACCUGAAUGAGGCCAAUGAGUACACUGCGUCCGAUCAGAUGGACUACCCAUCCCUUGCCUUGCUUGGAGAGAAAUUGGCAGAGAACAACAUCAACCUCAUCUUUGCAGUGACGAAAAACCAUUACGCGCUCUAUAAGAAUUUUACAGCCCUGAUACCUGGAACAACAGUAGAGAUUUUGCAUGGAGACUCCAAGAAUAUUAUUCAACUGAUCAUCAAUGCAUACAAUAGUAUUCGGUCCAAAGUGGAGCUGUCCGUCUGGGAUCAGCCUGAGGAUCUUAAUCUCUUCUUCACCGCUACCUGCCAAGAUGGUGUAUCCUACCCUGGUCAGAGGAAGUGUGAGGGCCUGAAAAUCGGGGACACGGCUUCCUUCGAGGUGUCAGUGGAGGCUCGGAGCUGCCCCGGCAGAGCUGUGGAGCACACGUUUGCCCUGCGGCCCGUGGGAUUCCGGGACAGCCUGGAGGUGGGGGUCACCUACAACUGCACGUGCAGCUGCAGCGCAGGGCUGGAGCCCGACAGCGCCAGGUGCAGCGGGAACGGGACUUACAUCUGCGGCCUAUGUGAGUGCAACCCCAGCCACCUAGGCACCAAGUGCGAGUGCCAGGAGGGGGAGAACCACAGCGUGUACCAGAACCUCUGCCGGGAGGCGGAGGGCAAGCCUCUGUGCAGCGGGCGCGGGGAGUGCAGCUGCAACCAGUGCUCCUGCUUUGAGAGCGAGUUCGGGAAGAUCUACGGGCCUUUCUGCGAGUGUGACAACUUCUCCUGUGCCAGGAACAAGGGCGUCCUCUGCUCAGGCCAUGGUGACUGUCACUGUGGAGAGUGCAAGUGCCACGCAGGUUACGUUGGGGACAACUGUAACUGCUCGACAGACAUCAGCACAUGCCGGGCCAAAGACGGCCAGAUCUGCAGCGGCCGUGGGCACUGCGUCUGUGGGCAGUGCCAGUGCACGGAGCCAGGAGCCUUUGGGGAGACAUGCGAGAAGUGCCCAACCUGCCCAGAUGCCUGCAGCACAAAGAGAGAUUGUGUCGAGUGCUUGCUGCGUCACGCGGGGAAGCCUGACAACCAGACCUGCCAGCACCUGUGCAGGGACGAGGUGAUCACUCGGGUGGACGCCAUCGUGAAAGACGACCAGGAGGCCGUGCUUUGUUUCUACAAGACCGCUAAGGACUGCGUCAUGAUGUUCACCUACGCGGAGCUCCCCAGUGGGAAGUCCAACCUGACGGUCCUCAGGGAGCCAGAGUGUGGAAACGCCCCCAACGCCACAACCAUCCUCGUGGCCGUGGUCGGCAGUAUCCUCCUGGUUGGGAUCGCACUCCUGGCCAUCUGGAAGCUGCUUGUCACCAUCCAUGAUCGCAGAGAGUUUGCAAAGUUCCAGAGCUUCGAACCCUCUGUACAGAAAGCCCAUCUCCACACACACUGUGGAUUUCACCUUCAACAAGUUCAACAAGUCCUACAAUGGCACGGUGGACUGCACCGCCUCUCCGAGGGCUGGAGGGGGACUAGUGAAGACGUCAGACUGACAUGCCUGGGACAGCUGCUCGGCUGGGUCUCCGCUCUCGGGAGAGGCGAGCACAGAGGCCCUCCAGUGCGCCUGGGCGAGGGCCCGCACGGGAAGGUACCUGGCCGGGCCACCCGGCUGUGGGUCAGGGUUACACCAGGCCACCUCCCUUCUGAGCCCAGGAAGAGCAAGGGACCUGGUGCUCUCGACCUUCCCCACCACGGCCAGCUGGUUGCCUCAGUGACCUGCUGAGGUCGGAGCCUCCAACCUGACCCGAUGAGAAGGCCGGUGGAAGGGUUAGCGUGUGUAAAACCCACAGACUGGCUUUCUCAUGUGGAUCGUUUUUAUAUGAAAUAAAAAGACCGUGCACUAUGGCGUAGUUCCGAUUACUGAGGAGUGUCUGCCUGGUGUCUGUGCCUUGCACGUGGGUGUUGGUGACGGGAUUGUUGAGGUGCCUGUUGAAGGUACAUCAUUUUCAAAUGUCAGUUUUCCCCUCCUCUCCAUGUUUGUUUAGUACUUUUGUAAUGAAAAGCAAAGAGAUUGGGACUGAAAGUAAAGAUUAAAACAAGA